This is a messenger RNA of Coccidioides immitis RS, 1254 nucleotides long. RefSeq lists its product as uncharacterized. Lineage: Eukaryota; Fungi; Ascomycota; Eurotiomycetes; Onygenales; Onygenaceae. The record is from RefSeq and is a predicted model, not a curated record. Bases 1 to 1143 code for a protein of 380 amino acids. The transcript is spliced from 4 exons.
AUGGCCUUCAACAGCGGACCCUCGAACAGCUGUGCAUGGAAACCCAUUUGGCCUAAAAAGAAAGGUCCCAAGGACGCCGCGGCAUACAUUGCAGAGCUAGAUUUUUUCUUUAAUGAAGACCACACCAAUGAUGCGAUAAAACUUAUGGAAAGAAACCUCCUCGGGCUUGACAUGCUCAAGACGCUGUCUCGGUUUAUAUGUGCUCCAAAGGACGCUCCCACCGCCACUCCGCCCAAAUCAAUCCAGGCUUCGAUUGAAGAACGUCAAACGCUUGGGGCUCCCCGGGCAAUCCGAUUCUAUGACGCCACACAGCACUCGGCACGCGCAGACCCAGCAAGUCCAACGCGUCAGACUCCUUCGGUUUUUGAAGAGCUCGACAUGGUGGAUAUUGAAAUGACAGAUAUCGAUGAUCAGCCGACAUCGGAUCCUCCCCCUCCUGCGAUUUUGAUGGCAGCACCAGGACAAGAGGAACCUCCUCGUCGAACCCCCACAGAAACUCUUGUUGCGGACUUUAUAGUUACCCUACUUGGUGGUUUAGCAAGCCUUGUGCAGGGUCUCAGUCCGAGGCCCCUCUGCAUGGCCAACUCCUUUGAGACAACGUAUCAAUUUGGCCCUCCCAGUCAUCAGACCUCUCCACAACACGGCAGUAUGCAGUUCCGAGCUCGUGUAGAUGGGAGUAUCCCAUUCAGCCUGUCCGUGGCUCUGAUGCCACGUGAAGCUGCGAUAUUUGAAGUUAAACGUGCCCCCCGCCAGGAAGGAAAGGAUAGCAUCCCUGUCCUGGCACAGCAGUCAAUGGAGCAUGCUGCAUACAUCUGGAAAUGCCAUGAAAGUGACAAAACGUGGAAGAAAAAGAAUCUGACUUAUCAUACCUUUAUGGUGGCUCAAGAUCACUUGGAUUUCCACAUUAGCAUCGGGACCUAUGAUAAUACAUAUCUGGGAUACAUUUUCGGGCUAGGAUCCCAGCCAGUUCUUCCGGCACAAGAUACUAGCAAAUUCCCGUUCCUCGAGAUACAAGAACUGGGGCCGUUUGAUAUCAAAAUGGAGGACGAUCUUCGCACCUUUCUGCAUAUAAUGCUUGCCUUUAUUCUCUGGCAACUUGAAAAAGCGGGUGGUGAUGCCGCGUUCAAAGAGGCACUUUGCUAAAGGGGAUCUGCAUAAGGAGUACUAUUGUUUAGUUCGUCCCGGUGUCUACCUGCUUUCCUGUGCAUGUUGAUUAGCGUAUCAAUUAUAACCCUUAGUAGUUUUAUGUUUCAA